UCCCUUUACAAACAAAACAAAGCACUUACACAAAAAUCUUAGCUCAAAUUUCAUUCACUUUCGAUCGAACCAUCACAAACCUCAAAAAGGAGAAUUGAUUCUUCCAAAGUGUUCUUAAUUCUCUUUCCCAUAUACAUAUCAUUAUAUAUAUAUAUAUAUAUAUAUAUAUAUAUAUACAUGUAGUUCUCCAUAGCUGCAAUCGGUUUGAGCAAGAUGGCCAAUCCAAAUAAUGUUGAGCUGGAGGCAGCAAAGUUUCUGCAUAAGCUUAUUCAAGAGUCUAAAGAUGAGCCGACAAAAUUGGCUACAAAGCUUUAUGUGAUUUUACAACAUAUGAGAUCCAGCGGGAAGGAGAACUCAAUGCCCUAUCAAGUAAUAUCAAGGGCCAUGGAGACUGUUGUCAAGCAACAUGGUCUUGACAUCGAGGCUUUAAUGUCCUCGCGUCUUCCUAUGUCUGCGGGAGCACAAGUAGGAGAAGCUGCCUCAUCACAAGUAGCUGGAUCUUCACAGAGGGCUGGGGUCUCUAGAGACUCUAAAGAAAAUUUGCUGGGAAAUGAGAUGGUUAAACCAGAUGCAUAUGCUUCAAGCAGUGCAGUUAGCGGUCCAAGCGGCACUGGACAUGGUAUUUAUCAAGCAUCUGGACCCCACAUAAGUGGUACAGGUGUCAAAGUUCCUGUAAUGGCGCCUUCUGCUUCUAAUUCCUCUCAGCCAGUAGAACCAGGAAUUUCAAGUUCAAUGCAGUUUGGAAGUCCUUCAAUUGAUAAUCAUGGUUAUGCAUCAAAAUUGCUCAAAGAUGGAAGCACAGAACCUUUCUCUGGGUCUACCUCGGUUGAUCUUGUUGCUGGCAGAACUGCAGCAGGAAGAACACUAGAGCAUGAAGGAGGAUCUAGUAUGUUAGGAAAUGCAAGCAAGAUCAAUCAGGGGGGCAUGCCUAACAAUGUCCCAGAGAAGAGUAUACUUGGAAGUGAAACAAUGAGAGAUGCAGGGAAGUUUCCUGUUGCGGCUCAGGCUCCAGUAUCGGCCAUGCCUUUCAAAGAACAUCAUUUGAAACAGCUUAGAGCACAAUGUCUUGUGUUUUUGGCUUUUAGGAAUGGUUUAAUGCCAAAGAAGCUUCAUCUUGAAAUUGCACUUGGAAACUUCUAUCCUAAAGAAGAUCGCAGAGAAUUGGUUGACCAUAAAGGAAGGGAGCAACUGAGUACCGACCAAGGCAGUGCAUCUGAAGUCACACGAACAUUUGGAGGAGCUGGCGAAACUGACAGGCUUUCUUCUGGCCCUACGCCUUCUGGAAUUCUUGCUGAUACAAAUAAGUUAAUGGAGGCUCAGAAUGCUAACUUGAUGGAAGAUAAAAGUGGUCAGCUUGAUCCUUGUGAGCAUGCCGACGAAAGGAGGUCUCAAAGAAAGAUCAGAAUGAUUCAGGAUGCUGAAGUGCCCAUCCAGGAUGCUAAAGAAUCACAGGCAUCUGCUCUUAGAGGAGUUCCGACUGAUUCGAAAUCCUUACCUCCCUAUAAUCAUGAGCAUGCUCCUGCAAACACUGGACAACUUGGAAUGUUUCCCCAAGCUUCCUCCGUUAUGGGCACAAGCAAGCAAUUGAAGCCUGAUCUGAGUGGUUGGAGUGGAGCUGAGGCUUCAAAGGUAUCACCACCUGCCUCUGCCAAUACCCAUGAAUCUGGUCCGCUAAUGAAAGAUAAUCAUGCUGGUCAAUUUCAAAAUCUUGCUGAUAGCAAUGCUCAAGGAAAUCGACAUGCUAAUAGUAACUUGCCUAGUUUACCCUUGAGGCAACAGUGGAAAUCUGUUCCUGGAGUAAUUAAUCAGAGUCCUGCAACAAUGCAAGUGAAGGAUUCAAAUAUACUGCUGAAAAAUCUGUCACAAGUGCAAGAAACAGAUCUAGAAGAUGAAAAUAUUUCAGCACCCACAGAUAGGUUACCAUCUCCAAGGCAUACAAUGAUGGAGAAAUGGAUUUUGGAUCGACAAAAAAGGAAACUUAUUAGUGAACAGAAUUGGUCGGAAAAACAGCAAAAAACGGAAGAAAGAAUUGCUGCUUGUGCAGAGAAGUUGAAGGAAUCUGUGAGCUCCUCUGAGGAUAUCUCUGCAAAAACAAAAAGUGUCAUUGAGCUGAAAAAACUUCAAUUGCUGGAGCUGCAGCGUCGUCUACGGAGUGUAAUUCUCACUGAUUUUUUCAAGCCAAUAGCAACUGACAUGGAGCGGUUAAAAUCAAUCAAGAAGCACAGAAUUGGGAGGAAAUCAAAGCAACUUGAAAGAUAUGAACAAAAAAUGAAGGAAGAGCGUCAAAAGAGAAUUCGUGAGAGACAGAAGGAGUUUUUCAGUGAGAUUGAAGUUCAUAGGGAAAGAUUGGAAGAUGUAUUCAAAAUGAAGAGAGAACGUUGGAAAGGUUUCAAUAAGUAUGUGAAAGAGUUCCAUAAAAGGAAGGAACGGAUACAUCGUGAGAAGAUUGACAGGAUCCAGCGUGAGAAGAUUAAUUUACUGAAAAUCAAUGAUGUUGAGGGAUACCUUAGAAUGGUUCAGGACGCAAAGUCAGAUCGUGUUAACAAACUACUAAAAGAGACGGAAAAGUACCUCCAAAAGCUUGGAUCCAAAUUAAAGGAGGCUAAGUCAAUUGCAAGAAAAUUUGAGACCGACAUGAGUGACAAUAGAAACUCAGGUGCGGUUGAGGAGGAUGAAGUUGACUUUGGUGAUGAGGAUGAAACAGACCAGGCUAAGCAUUACUUGGAAAGCAAUGAAAAAUACUAUACGAUGGCACACAGUAUAAAGGAGACCGUCGCAGAGCAACCUCGUUCUCUCAAAGGUGGAAAACUACGGGAGUACCAAAUGAAUGGAUUGCGAUGGUUGGUUUCACUCUACAAUAACCAUUUGAAUGGAAUUUUAGCUGAUGAAAUGGGACUCGGUAAAACUGUUCAGGUUAUAUCCCUAAUGUGUUACCUGAUGGAAACCAAAAAUGACAGAGGACCUUUUCUGGUGGUAGUGCCAUCCUCUGUCCUACCUGGAUGGGAGUCCGAGAUAAAUUUUUGGGCACCAGAUAUGCUCAAAAUAGUUUAUUCUGGACCACCAGAAGAGCGGAGGAAGCUUUUCAAGGAAAGAAUUGUUCAUCAAAAGUUCAAUGUUCUUUUGACGACAUAUGAGUAUUUGAUGAACAAACAUGACAGACCAAAACUAAGUAAAGUUCCUUGGCACUAUAUCAUAAUUGAUGAAGGGCAUCGCAUAAAAAAUGCUUCUUGCAAGUUGAAUGCUGAUCUGAAGCACUAUCGCAGUAAUCAUAGGUUGCUGUUGACGGGAACUCCUCUUCAGAACAAUCUUGAGGAACUCUGGGCACUACUUAACUUCCUUUUGCCAAAUAUCUUCAAUUCAUCGGAAGACUUCUCACAAUGGUUUAACAAACCAUUUGAGAGUGGUGACAACUCACCUGAUGAAGCUUUGCUCUCAGAGGAGGAAAAUCUUUUGAUCAUAAACCGUCUGCACCAAGUUCUGCGUCCGUUUGUACUUAGGAGAUUGAAACACAAGGUUGAGAAUCAAUUGCCUGAAAAGAUUGAAAGACUUGUUAGAUGUGAAGCUUCUUCAUAUCAAAAGCUUUUGAUGAAGCGAGUGGAAGACAACCUUGGUGCAUUCGGAAAUAUAAAGGCUCGCUCAGUCCACAAUUCUGUAAUGGAGCUACGCAACAUUUGCAAUCAUCCGUAUCUUAGCCAGCUUCAUGUGGAGGAGGUUCAUGAGUUAAUUCCUAAGCAUUAUCUGCCGACUGUUGUGAGACUUUGUGGGAAGCUUGAGAUGUUAGACAGACUACUGCCCAAACUUAAGGCAACAGAUCAUCGGGUCUUGCUUUUUUCAACAAUGACCAGGCUGCUUGAUGUAAUGGAGGAUUAUCUCUGCUGGAAGCAAUAUAAGUACCUUCGCUUGGAUGGACAUACGUCUGGGGGAGACAGAGGCCCCCUUAUUGAUAAAUUCAAUCAGCCUGACUCUCCCUUCUUUAUAUUUCUGUUGAGUAUUCGUGCUGGGGGUGUUGGAGUAAAUCUUCAAGCUGCUGAUACAGUUAUAAUUUUUGACACGGAUUGGAAUCCCCAGGUUGAUCUCCAAGCACAGGCAAGGGCUCAUAGGAUAGGUCAAAAGAAAGAUGUUCUUGUUCUUCGAUUAGAAACGGUCCAAACUGUUGAGGAACAAGUUAGAGCUGCUGCUGAGCACAAACUUGGAGUUGCUAACCAAAGCAUUACUGCUGGAUUCUUUGAUAACAACACGAGUGCGGAAGACCGAAGGGAGUACUUGGAGUCCCUCUUGCGUGAAAGCAAAAAAGAGGAAGCUGCACCUGUUCUUGAUGAUGAUUCUUUGAAUGAUCUUAUAGCGCGAAGUGAGCCAGAGAUUGAAAUAUUUGAAUCUGUUGAUAGGAGAAGGCGUGAAGAAGAGAUGGAAAUCUGGAAGAAGUUAUGUUCAGAAAGUGGAACACAAAGUUCAGAGCUCAUUCCUCCUUUGCCCUCUCGGCUUCUUACUGAUGAAGACUUGAAACCAUUCUAUGAAGCAAUGAAAAUAUCUGAUAAGCCAGUUGUGGUUCCUAACCCUGGGUUAAAACGGAAGGGUGGGAGUCUUGGGGGUCUUGAUAUCCAACAUUAUGGACGUGGAAAAAGAGCAAGAGAGGUUCGCUCAUAUGAAGAGCAAUGGACGGAAGAAGAAUUUGAGAAAAUGUGCCUUUCUGAGUCUCCUCAAUCACCUAAUCUAAGGGAAGAAAUUCAGGAAAAGAAUUUUGCUCCAUUCUCUGGCACUUGUCCUGCCCAUGUUGUUGCCAUUAGUGAAAUACAAACACCAGCACCGUAUCAACCUCCUCCCCACCAGCCUGUGCAGGAACUUCCUCAACAGCCUGUGCAAGAACUUCCCCAACAACUUGUUGGGCCCAUAGUUCAACAAAGCCCUGUGACUGUGACACCGCCAUCUAAACGGGGCCGGGGAAGGCCAAGGAGGACAGCGAUAGUGACUGAAAUCUCACCAUCCCCUGUCGUUAUUUCAGCAAUUGGAGCUGGUGUAAAGGUGGAUAGCAAUACCAUUGCAGAAAAUACUUCUACCAGUCAGGCAACUUCUGUGCCUGUUUCUGUGUCCAUUCCUUGUGCUUCUUCCGUAGAAAGUACCAGCGCAACCAUCCUACAGAAUGUUACUGGUGUUGCUCCUGGCUAUCAGUCAAUUGUUACUUCUGUUGCUUCUCAGUCUAGUCCUCCUUGCCCUCCUACAAGUGGGCAGGGUAGGGGACGAGGUAGAGGGCGAGGUCGAGGUCGAGGUCGAAAGCCUCAAACUGGAGGAGAAGCUCCAGGGCGUAGAGGGAAACGACAGAACGUUACAGCAGAGGCUUUUCCCACCCCUCCAACUCAAGCAAUAAGUGAGCCUGUCUCUGCAGCACAAGGUGUGAAUGUUAUGAAUUCUUCUAGUCACCAUGUGCCCCUAAUGCCUCCUGCAAUGGGUAAGCCUGAUCUGGUGCAGCAGGUAGUGGCAGGUCUGGAUUCUAAAAACCUUGGUCAUGCUCCUGCUUCCAUGAGUUCUGUUGUGCCCCUUGCAUCAUCUUCCACGAGCAAAGAAUUAAGCCCUGUUUUGACUAUUCCUGUUAUUCCAUCAUCUUGCGCCAGCCAGGACCCUUGUGCAAUUUCACCUGCACUUGUCCUUCAAUCAUCCUCAAGAAACCAUUCUGAAGACCAUCUUUCCCUCUCUACUGCCCAGACUGAAGCUACUCUGCAGGCAAACACAAUUUCAAUAGUGCCUCAUAGUUCACCUUCAGCUGGCAAGGAACCAAGUUCUGUGUCACCUGCCCCUCUUCAUUCAUCAAAUUCCAAGGACUCCAAUUCAGUUUUACCUGCUCCUGUUCCUGCAUCAUCUUCGGCUUGCGUGGAACCAAGUUCAGUUUGCCCUGUUCCUGCUGUUGCAUCCUCCUCUUCCAGCAUAGGUCCAAAUUCGUCUGCACUUGCUCCUCUUCUUUUAGCAUCUAAUGCAACAGGCAAAUUAGAUUCUGGGUCAGAUAGGGGGACAUUUUCUUGCUCUUCUGCUAUUUCAGGUCAUGAUUCUGUAUGUGAUUCUUCUAACUUGAAGAACAUUGUUCAGCCUGAAUCUGGUGUAGUAACUGCUCAUACUUCUGAUCCAGUGCCUGCGAUUUCGUCAGUUCCACAGUACAGCACUCCUCCCACUGCACCUAAGCCAGGUAGAGGUCGAGGACGCAAGCCUCAAACUGGAAGUGAGGCAUCACGACGCAGGGGGAAGAGACAGGAUUUGGUUACUGCAGCUGUUAUUGAGGGGUUAGGUGCUCAGGAUCCAAGUUUAACUGAACCCCCACAAAAGAGAACCAGGUUAGCCGUUGGGAGGAAGCCCACUACAAGAAGCAAGCGUGAGAAUGAAACUCAACAAGUAGUAGACCAGUCGGUUGCAUCUCAAAAGACUCCAGAUUUUGCUGGUGGACAAAUCCCUAAAGAUAUGGUUUUUAGUGAAAUUAAUCCACAGAACAAUGCUAUCAACAGAGAUGUGUCUCAAUCCGAUGCUAUUCUGGUUCCUGGUCAGGUGGGUGAUAAUGUAAACAGUGACAUUGCUACUGCUGAAGAGGUUCUCGAUGAUGCUCAGCAGAAGGCAACUGCAGUCCAAUCUGUUGCAUCUCAAAGUUGCCCUGGUCCUCAUGUUGAGCCACAGAUUAACACGGUCAACUCUGAGGAUUCUCCUGCCCAGGAAGUGCAGGAACAAACAGCUAUUGUCCAGUCAGAUGCAUCUCAAAAGAUUGUAGAUCCUGGUCAGCGGAAGGCGACUGUGGUCCAAUCUGUUGCAUCUCAAAGUUGCUCUGAUCCUCAUGUUGAGCCACAGAUUAACACGGUCAUCUCUGAGGAUUCUCCUGCCCAGGAAGUGCAGGAACAAACAGCUAUUGUCCAGUCAGAUGCAUAUCAAAAGAUCAUAGAUCCUGUCGCAGGACAAAUCCCUCAAGCUAUGGCGUGUUGUGAAGUUGAGCUACAUAGCAAUGCUAUCAAAUCUGUCGCAUCAAAAUCCAGUGGUGAUGUUGCUAGCUGUGAAGCUGCUACAACAAAGGAAGUUCUCAGUGAGGAUCAACAAACAAUGAAGGUUCAGUCAGCUGCAUCUCAGACGCCUUCAGUUCACUCUGUUGGGAAAAUGCCUGAAGAUAUAGUGAGUAAUGAAGUGCAGCCACAGUGUGAUGCUAUCCGAACAGAUGCAUCUCAAUCCCAUAUUACUCAUGCCUCUUCAGGAUCAAUGGCUCCGGUUAGUGAUUGUCUGGUGGAAAAGAGUGAGGGUGAUUCUAAGGUUGAAGAUGUUGAAAAGACUGAAAUUAAUUCUGAAGAUGGGUCAAACAUGGAAGUUCCUGUUGGAGCGUUGGAGCUUACAUCAUCUGGCAGUCUGAACAAGAGUGGAGACGCAGAAGGGCAAUCUAGCAGCGCUUUGAAUGGGGUCCUUCCAACAAAUUCUGAGGCUAUCUCAUCCGCUGCUCUAGCUAAUUCCUGUCCAAGCGUAAACGCAGAGGUAUAUCUGGGUUCAGAAGGCUCCGGGAAAGUAGGUUGUAAUUUGGGAUCAACUCAAAGCCUGUCUGAGAGUGUGGCUGCAAAAACUGAUGUUGAACAGUUACAGACUGAGGAUCUUUCUCUGGAUAAAUCAUGUGUUUUUAAAACUGAGGCAGCCAGCAUUGAGCAUCUUGCUGGUGGCAGACUCAGAAAAGAACAAGAAACAGGAGACACCGUGGAGGAGGAGACUGUUGUUUCACCUGCUGUGGGUACUGACAAUCAGAAUGUGAAGGGAAUCACAUCCUUUGCUUCUCCAUCUACCGAGGCAGAAGCUUUAGUGGAUGAAUCUUCACUAUGCGGAUCUUAUAAACCAGCUAAGGACAAACCAGAAGUAGCAGCAGAAGGAACACAUUCUGAUAAAGUUGCAGUGGCCGAGGUUUGUGAACAAGAUAAGUUAUCAAUUAACAAGCCAUUGGAGAUAACUAAAGAUUUAAGUAGGGUGGAGAAGGAAAAAUAUUUGAUUCCAGAAACUUUUGAGAAGCAAGUUAAUGUUGCUGACUCCCUAGCAGAAAAAUGUGGAGGUGAUCUUGCAGCAGAGCGUCCAGAUAUGAAAGAUUCUGAUGUAAGUGAGGUUGCACCAAGCCCUAGAAAUGAGUCCCAAUCCAGUUUCACUGUUGGAACAUCCCAAAGUGAACCUGAACAGCAAGCAAUUGCUGAAGCAAACUUGGACACAGGUAUUUCCAACACUUUUCCCAGCACAGAAUCUGGUGCUCGGAAGGAAUCCCUUUCACCUAGGCUUGCUUCAAAUGCUGAAGCUGUUGAAGCUCUAACAGAAACAUUUUCCAGCCGUCAUGACACAAAUUGUGUAGCUGAAUUACAGGGCAACUUGAGUUUGGAUGUAAAGGAUGAUCUUGCUAAUUCUGAAGCUAAUGUGUCUCAACUGUGUCCAGCUGCUGGGUCAUCUGAGAAUCUCCCAGAAAUAAAACAGGUUGAGGUGGAAGACAUGAGAACUAAAAUUUGUGAGGAGUCUGCUUCAGAUGAAGUUGAUGAUAUUAUACCAACUCAAACAGAGAAGGCUGACGGUCAGUGUCGCGAUGAUUUGUCUGUUGAGACACAUGAGAGCAAAAGAUCUGAAGAUAAUGUUGAUGUUUUAAAUGGUGAAUUAAAUAGACCUCUAUCCAGCACAAUUGCUGGAACAUCUAAAGAGGUGGCAGAUCUGGAGUUAGUUACUGAGGAGAACACAGGAAGGAUAAAUGAUGGCUCAGUAGAUUCAGGUCAGGUGGCAGAAAAGUCCGAUGAUAUGGCAAUCCGGGAUCUUACUGUUGAAGGACAAGAGCGAAAGGGAACUGAUGCUGCCAGAGAUACUUCAACAUCAAAAAAUGAGGUGAAAUCACAAUCUUCGGUCGUAGAAAAUAUAGAAAAGACGUAUAACAAGUCAGUAGGGUCAGGUGAGGUAACAGCUGCUGAACCUCUGAUAGAAAAGGCUGAGAACACGCAUGUCCUAGACCUUGCCAUUGAAGUACAGGGGAACAAAGGAUUUGAUGCCACUAAAGAUGUUUCAAAAUCAAAUUCUGAACUAAAUGAACCUCAACCUGGUGGAACAUCUCAAAUUGGGAUAGGGUUGCAGUUGAUUGCGGAUAAAAACUCAGAGACAAUGAAUAAGGUGGAUAUUUUACCUGAUGCUACAGCUGUUAAGCCCCAACCAAGUAUCUCUGAGAAUUUGAGCACUGGAGAUCCUGCACAUCAAGGACCAAAGAACCAACGAUCUGAUGCAACUGAAGACGUUUCAACUUUAAGUGUUGAACUUAAUGAAUCUCAACUGAAAGCAGCAGGUGGAACUUCUGAAGUAGCGGCGGAGUCUGAUUUGGUUUCCAAACAAAACAUGGAAAUUCAUGUGGAGGUUGCUACAGCGGAUGUUACAGUGGAGAACGCUGCAGUAGGGAAGUCUGAAAAUUUUCCGUCGAUAGAUAUUGCUGUUGAAGGACAAGGGAAGAAAGAAUCUGAUGUAACAGGUGGAAUUUCCAAUUCUGAACUCAGUGAACCAAAAACCAGUCAAUCCGCAAUUGAAGUGGAAACACAUUUAACAUGUGAGGAGUCGGGAAUGAAUGACAAGGAGGUAGCUUCACUUGAAGUUGAAGUAGUUGAAACUUCGUUCAGGGAUUUGCCUUGUUGUUCUGGCAGAGACUUGGCAGUUGAAGGACAAGAAAAAGAGGAGUCUGCUGCAAGUAAAAGUGUUUCUGACCCCGAGAAUGAAGAGCCUAAAUGUAGUCCAGGUGCUAAAGCAGAAUCACAAUUGCUUGCUGAAAGGGACUCUGAGACAGUUCUGACGAAGGACGUAAUUUCAGAUGUUUUUCCUGCUUCAGGCAAAGAAGAGAACUGCAGUAGCAAGCAGGCUGGAGAUGAAGAUGUGCCAACUGGAGCAGAGUGUGGUGAUCAAGCAUUGUCGUCUGCUACAGGGGCUGGUGAUGAUAAAACUGUGGACCACUGCAAUCAUUGAUGCUUGAUCUGGCAUUUCUCCUGUAUUUCAGGCAAGCAGUAGAAGGUGGAAUCAUGCAUCUUAUUUAUCAUGCAUCUUAUUUAAAAUGCAAUUGUGAAGAGUUUACAUUUUGACGAUCUUGGGAGGGUAGGGACUUGUAUAACUAGCAAUAGUUCCCGAAGGAUCUUAAGUUCUUCAUCCGGAUCUCCCAGCGUAAGUUGUGCACUAAUCUUUGUUGUCAACAAGAAGCUAAGUGUCUUUUCACCGUAUCAGAUGGUGGAUGAGCAGGAUUAGCGUGGCCUUAGCAUUAUGAAAAUCUGCAUCUUCAAAGCAGAUGGUUCAGGCAAUACUCUAGAUUUAUAUAGUAAGGAAACCGGUUGGGACACCUAAUUUGCUGUAAAUUAUAAUGUAGUUAUUAGCUCAUUCUCUCCCUCCCUCUUUACCUGGGUUGUAUGCACUAUAACCUUGUCUGAAAUCUCUGCAGCUGUAUCAAUAUUAUUUCCGCUCU
Lycium ferocissimum is the source of this 10447-nucleotide messenger RNA. RefSeq names its product chromatin structure-remodeling complex protein SYD. The record is from RefSeq and is a predicted model, not a curated record. Gene Ontology annotation, molecular function: DNA binding; ATP-dependent chromatin remodeler activity; ATP binding. Gene Ontology annotation, cellular component: nucleus. NCBI's taxonomy places the organism in Eukaryota, Viridiplantae, Streptophyta, Magnoliopsida, Solanales, Solanaceae. The coding region runs from base 214 to 9960 and encodes 3248 amino acids. The transcript is spliced from 37 exons. Gene Ontology annotation, biological process: positive regulation of transcription by RNA polymerase II.